This is a messenger RNA of Mytilinidion resinicola, 1174 nucleotides long. Its product is annotated as O-methyltransferas-like protein family 3. Gene Ontology annotation, molecular function: O-methyltransferase activity; S-adenosylmethionine-dependent methyltransferase activity. Lineage: Eukaryota; Fungi; Ascomycota; Dothideomycetes; Mytilinidiales; Mytilinidiaceae. The record is from RefSeq and is a predicted model, not a curated record. The transcript has a single exon. Bases 274 to 996 code for a protein of 240 amino acids.
AUCAGCCAUCAGUCCUGGUGGCUUGGGCUCGCAUUUAGUGUUAUCCGCGGCCGACUUCGGUUCCUUCAUUGAUACAUGUGCUCACCUGCUAUAAGACCGACUCGGAGCUCACUUAUAGGUGCUCACUGAUUGACUUCACGUAUAUAGCUUUACUCCUCACGACACCCCUCGAUCGUAGCAACCCCUCUUCAUACUUCUACUCAUAGGCACCCCAGAGUACCACCUCUUGCCCUCUUCUUCUCCUACAUACAGCUACUCCGGAGUACCGCCACAAUGGCCGGACACCAAGGCCCCUACGACCCCCAAAUCCACGAACGCGACCCCCGCUGGACAGCCAUCGACAAAUACGCAACCAGCCACCUCCACAACUCCAUCCCCUCCGAAGCCUCCCUCACCGCGACCCUCAUCAAUUCCUCCACCAAUGGCCUCCCCGACAUCGCCGUCUCCCCCUCUCAGGGCAAGCACCUCAUGCUCACAGCACGCUUGAUAUCCGCGCAACGCAUCCUCGAAGUCGGGACCCUUGGCGGCUACUCAACCCUCUGGCUCGCGAACGCCACGCCCACCACCCGCGUCACCUCCGUCGAGAUCAGCCCCAAACACGCGGCCGUAGCUCGAGAGAGUCUCCAGAAAGCUGGUGUGGGCGAGCGGACCGAGGUGCUGGUCGGGGCAGGCCUCGACAUCCUCCCGAAGCUUGCGGCGGAGGUACACUCCGGGAAGCGGGAGAAGUUCGACCUCGUCUUCAUUGACGCGGAUAAGGAGAACAACUGGGCGUAUGCGGAUAUAGCUGCGGGCAUUAGCCGCAGCGGGGCGUGCCUGGUUGUGGAUAAUGUGGUUAGGAGGGGGGAGUUGGCCAAUGAUAAGACGGAGGAUUCGAGGGUGCUGGGGAGUCGAAGAGUCGUGGAGAAUGUGGGGAAGGAUCCUAGGCUGGAUGCGACUGUGCUGCAGACAGUUGGGGAGAAGAGCUAUGAUGGGUUCUUGUUUGCGGUUGUGAAGUGAGGGGAGGAGUGGCUAGAUGGAAGAUUUCUCGGGGUCUCGAGUUAGGGGGUAUCAUUGGUUAUAGAUGUUGACGAUGAUAGAAUCGAGCAAUCCGUCCAUGGCUCUAGCUACAUUUCUUCAGAUUCAUGCUAAUAAACCAUUCGUCUCUACAGCACCGCAAGCAGUGAUGAAGAGUGUA